CUCGAGGCGGGCGGGCCGGGUGCAGCCCGGCCCGGGGGGGGGGGGUGGUCGGGCCGACGGGCGCGGUGCGCGCGGGGCGCGUGUGCGCCCGCGCGCUUGCAGCCCUGCUUCUUCCCUCCUGCCCUGCCGCUUCGCCUUCCUCCAAGCGGAGGAGGUCCUCCUUUAGGCCAGCCCCACCCCGCCCGCCUUGCGCCGAUGACCUCCAAGCUGGACUACCUGAAGAAGUACCUGGCCGCGCCAGGCCAGGGAGCGCCGGCGGCCGCCUCGAAGGAGGCGAGGAAGGACAAGCCGAAGAAGGCCAAGAAGUCCGCGGCGACGCAGGACCUCCGGAUUCGCGACCUGUCAGAGGUGCUCCCUGCGGCCAGGGAGGAGGGGCACAACGUCAAGAAGAAGACAGUGCUCGCUCACGGCCGCAGGCUCUGCGUCGACGAGGACACCGUCUUCGUGGACAAGGACGUCGUCGACUUGGCGGAGAGAACUCGCGUCGACGACACCGAGAAGUCGGGCAUCGCGUGGCGCAUCCAGCAGCACAGGAGGCCUGUGGGCACGAGGCAGGCGCCCAAGACGGAGGCCAAGCAGGAGGUGAAGGAGGAGGUCAAGCAGGAGCACGACAAGGGAGCCGAGUCCGACAUCUCCCCGCCGCGCGCGCCCGCCAGGGCCUCGGCCAGCGCCUCCGCCAGGCCAGCCGCCGAGGACGAGGGCGACGGGUCGGACCUCUCCCCCCCGCGGAGGGGCGGCGGCGGUGCGCGCGCGGUUCCCGCGGCGCCCGCGGCGGGGGGCGGCGCGGCGGCGAAGAAGGGCACGACUGCGGCGAAGAGCGCGGCGGCUCCGAGGCGACAGCGGCACGACUCCGACUCGGACCUGUCGCCGCCGAGGAGGGCGCCCGCGGCGGAGGCGGCGGCCGCCGGCCUGGAGCCAGGGGCCGGCGGCGCUCAAGGCCGUAGUCCCGCGCCCGAGGCAGCGGUGAAGCGGCAGCGGCACGACUCCGACUCGGACCUGUCGCCGCCGCGGAAGGCAGCAGCGGGCGGGCCCGCCGCCAAGGCAGAGGUGAAGCGGCAGCGGCACGAUUCGGACUCGGACCUGUCGCCGCCGCGGAAGGCAGCAGCGGGCGGGCCCGCCGCCAAGGCAGAGGUGAAGCGGCAGCGGCACGACUCCGACUCGGACCUGUCGCCGCCGCGGAAGGCAGCAGCGGGCGGGCCCGCCGCCAAGACAGAGGUGAAGCGGGAGCGACACGUCUCCGACUCGGACCUGUCGCCGCCGCGGAAAGCCACGGAAAGGUCUGCCGCCCAGGCAGCAGCUAAGGGGCAACGGCACGACUCCGACUCGGACCUGUCGCCGCCGCGGAAGGCAGCGGUUGGCGGGCCCGCCGCUGGGGUGGAGGCGCAUAGGAAGCGCCACGACUCCGACUCCGACUUGUCUCCCCCGAGAAAGGCGACGGGCAGCUCAGCAAUGGCGGCGGCGGAGUCGAAGAAGGCGCGACACGACUCCGACUCGGACCUGUCGCCGCCCCGCGGGGGCGCGAUGGCGGAGGAGGAGAAGAUGAGCUCCGGUCUCAAGAUCGGCCUCGUGAAGGGUAGCGAUCUGAAGGACGGUGUUGCCGCAGGGGUGCGCCGCAUGCGGACCGGGUUCUCGGGCAAGGAGGCCGUCAGGGCGGCCCUGGCCCAAUGCGUCCUCGGGGCUGGCCGGGGCCGCGGGCGCCGCCAGGAGGGCGACGACGAGCAGCUGGAGGCGGAGGUGCAGCUGCUGCUGCGCUGGCUCGAGGCGAGCGGCGCGGCUCCCCGCGUCACGGCCCACAUCCUGGGCGACCAGGACUUCGUCUGCCAGGCCGUGCGCGACCUGUGCCCGGGCACGCACGCGGAGCACGCGCGCGCCCUCGGCGGCGAGGCGCCCGCGGCCGACGUGGCCGCGGCCUGCCUCGGCGCGGCCCUCGGGGCCGUGCGCGCGGUGGAGGUCGACGCGGCGGGCAUGGUGGCGCGCGCUGUGCGGGCAGGUGGCAACGACCUGGAGCCGCUGGCCGACAUCGUGCGGCUGUGGCGGCACGUCCUGUUGUACGCCGUGUGCUGCGAGUCGCGCGAGCGCCACGUCCUGGCCAUCCAAGGCAUGCCGCAGGACGUCCAGCAGCAGCUGAUGGAGAUCAUCACCGGGGUCGAGCAGCGGCUGGGCAGCCCGCGGAGGAGCCGCGGCGAGACGCCCCCCGCCGCGAGGGCGGGCAGGGCGUCCCUGCUGUCGUGCUCCGGGCGGGCGGAGCCGCCUUCGCCCGAGAGGGGCGGGCCGAGGCCGAGGACCUCGCUCGUGCCGCCGGGCGAGGAGAAGGAGGCGAUCGAGGCGCUGCUGCGCGAGAACGAGUGGCUCCGCGCGGCGAACCGCAAGCUCGGGGGACAGGCGGAGAAGCAACGGAGCGCGCUCCAGCAGAGCAGCGAAGCGAUCGACGGCGAGAUCGAGUCCUUCUACCACAGCUGGCACCUGGAGAGGCAGCUGCGCGAGAAGGAGGAGCAGGUCCAGCUGCUCAGGCAGGAGAUCGACAGCGGGCGCGGCGUGGUCGAGGAGGCGAAGCAGCUGCAGGACGAGCUCGUGCUGGCCCGGUCCAGGGAGGCGGAGCACAAGGCGACGCAACAGCGCCUCGAGUGGUGCAACCGCCGCCUGGAGGAGGCAGGCAGCGUUAAGCAGGAGCUCACGUCGUGCCUCGACGCGAAGGAGGAGCUGAGCCAGGAGAACAGCGCGCUUAAGAUGCAGGUGACGCAGCUGAAGCAGGCCGGGCAGAGGCUCGAGACUUUCAAGGGCAGGGUCAGGGACCUGGAGCUCAUGAACAAGGACUGCCAGACGCAGCUGCGCGAGGCGGAGGCGCGCGCCGGCUGCGCCGAGAGCGAGAGGCUUCGCCUCGCGGGCGACAAGGCCCUGCUGGAGGAGCAGCUGCUGCAGACGCAGAUGGACCUCAACGCCCUCAAGGAGGGGGUCCCCGGCUCGCUGGAGUCGGGCGGCGUGGUGGAGCCGUUCACCCAGGAGCUCCGCGACAGGAUGCAGGCGCUGGAGAGUCAGAACGCCUGCCUCCAGGAGCAGCUGACGCAGGAGGGCUCCCAGCGGGUCGCCGAGCUGACGGUGGACGCUGAGUGCGCCCGCAGCCUCAGGGACCAUUACGAGCAGGAGUUCCAGGGCGCCUCUGCCCAGCUGCGGGACGAGAGGCAGAGGGCCGAGGCGUUGCUCGUGGAGGGGGCCGAGCUCCGCGAGCAGCUGCGCGCCGCGGAGUGGCGCGCGGAGGAGGAGGAGCGGCGCGCGGACGCCGCGGAGGAGGCGCUGGCGGCCAGCGGCGAGCAGUGCGCCGCCCGCGAGGAGGAGGCGCUGCUACUGCGGUCCCAGUGCGCGGCCCUGGAGGCGGAGCUGCGAGAGGCGAGGGGCGCGCUGGAGGCGCUGCGCGGGCGGGAGGGCGACCUGGAGGAGGAGCUGCGCCAGGCCGGCGAGGACCUGGCGCACUGCCGGGGCGUUCUGGAGCGCGACGCCGCGGCCUUGGGGGCCGCGCGCGCCCGCGCGCGGGAGCUGGAGGCCGAGGCGGACGCCCUGCGAGCGCGGGCGCUGCAGGCCGAGGAGGCGGCCGAGGAGGCGCGCGAAGACCUCGAGAUGCAGAGCGGGCAGCUCGAGGAGCUCCGGCGGCAGCGGGAGCAGCUGGAGGGCUGGCAGGGGCAGGCCCUGGAGCUCCGCGUGGAGCGGGACGCGCUCGCGGCGCGGGCGGAGGAGGCCGAGGCCGAGGCUGCACGGCAGGCGUCCGAGCUGGAGCGCUGCAGGCGGGACUUCCGGGAGGGCCUCGAGCAGGCGGCCGAGCUGGAGGCCAGGGCGCUCGCCGGCGAUUGCGAGCGGCGGGACCUGCGGCAACAGCUCGCCCAGAGCGGCUGCGAGCGGGCGUUGGCGCAGCGUAGCCACGCCGGCCUCGUGGAGCGCGAGGAGGCCUGGGCGCAGAAGCAGUGCGACCUGGUCAGCCGGCUGGAGGACCUGCGGGACGGCCUCGGGGCGGAGGAGAAGCUGAGCCGCUCGCUGGGUGAGCAGCUGAGCGCCGCCGAGGGGUGGAGCAGCCGCCUUGAGGAGCUGCUGCGGCGCGCUUCGCCCGCCGAGCUGGAGCGCCUGCGGCGCGAGCACGCCGCCGCCGUCGGGGCGCCGCUCUCGGCCGCGCCGCCCGAGCAUGAGGCGGCGCAGCUGCGUGCGGAGGCCCGCCGUCUCCGCGAGGCGCUGCGGGAGCAGCGCCUGCGCGGCGCCGAGGAGGCGGUGCGGCUGGCGCAGUUGACGGCCCGCCUGCGCCAGUUCGAGAGGGCCGCAGAGAGCGGGCAGAUGGGCGCCCUGCCCGCGCCAGCGCCCGCGGGCGCCCGCGAGCGCCCGCCGGCCCUGACGGACGCAGGUGCUGCUCUCUGCGCCAGCGCCCGGCCGCCAGCGCCCCGGGCCGCCGCCGCGCCCGCGAGCCCGCGGCGUGCUGCCGCGCGGGAGCCCGCCGCGGAGCCGACGGGGCACGUGCCGGCCAGGGCCUGCGGGCGCGCCGCGGGCGCAGGUGCGGCGCCAGCGCCAACGCCAGCGCCCGCACCAGCUCUGGCGCCAGCGUCGGCAGCUGGCGGUAUCAAGAUGGCCGCUAAGAGGUGCAGCAUAUUGAAGAAGCCGCGGAUGCCAGCGGAGGAGGCCUGCGUGGUGGAGGGCCCGGCGUCCGGCGCGCCGCCGGGCCGGACAGGCAUCCUGGGAGCGCGGAGGGGCCUGCUCGGCGCCGCCGCCGGCGGCGGCGCGUGAGCGUGCUCGGGCGGCGCCGCCCCGCGCGCCAGCGGGGGUGGGAGGCCUGGGCCUUCGGCCGCUCUUCCCCCGUCGUCCAAUAUCGAAUUCAUUUCUACUGCUGCCUGAAGUUCUUUUCAAUUUGCAGGGGGCCCCUGUUGCGAGCGCGAGUAGAUCGUGGCGCUCUCAGUUGCAACAAGGGCGGCAUGGUGAGAAUUCCAGAAUUCGGAAGCUUUUGGUUGUGACGGCCACGGGCCCCAGAAAAGGCCAGGUGGACAAGUGCACCUCUGGUCCAUCCUGCGAGCUAGCGACGGUGCGCCACACGGCUCGAUCAUUCACACCAGGGCGGCAUUUGUGCGUCGCAGCGAUGGGAAA
Messenger RNA from Prorocentrum cordatum, 5112 nucleotides. NCBI's taxonomy places the organism in Eukaryota, Dinophyceae, Prorocentrales, Prorocentraceae. The record is from the annotation of a GenBank genome assembly.